Brachypodium distachyon (stiff brome) is the source of this 1556-nucleotide messenger RNA. Its product is annotated as alkylated DNA repair protein ALKBH8 homolog. Bases 151 to 1200 code for a protein of 349 amino acids. The record is from RefSeq and is a predicted model, not a curated record. NCBI's taxonomy places the organism in Eukaryota, Viridiplantae, Streptophyta, Magnoliopsida, Poales, Poaceae. Gene Ontology annotation, molecular function: oxidoreductase activity; demethylase activity; RNA binding. Gene Ontology annotation, biological process: oxidative demethylation. The transcript is spliced from 6 exons.
GCGUUGGGAAACCGGGAAAGGGAGAACAGCGACACGGCCCGAUCCGUGCGGCGCCUCUCCGGCCUGUCGCGGCCGCCCGCCGCCGCUCGACUCCCUCGCGUGCUUCCGUUGCUCCCCGGCUUCCACUCUCCGGCUCCCGCAACGGCGCAGAUGGCCAAGUCUGGGUACACGCGCGCGCCGCCGCCGCCUGCCUUGGACACCGCGUGCACCACUCCGAGCGCCGUCCUGUACGUCGCCAACUGCGGGCCGGUGGUGGGGCUGACCCACGACGAUGUCGCCGCUGCCUUCGGCGCCUACGGGGAGGUCGACGGAGUCCACGCCGCCGACGACAGCGGAGCCCGCGUCAUCGUCCGGUUCCGCGAGCCCGCCGCCGCGGGGGCCGCCAUGGCCGCGCUCCACGGGCGGCCCUGCAGCGUCUUAUCGGGGCGCGUGCUGCACAUACGUUACUCGGUGCCAGCCGCGCCCAAGGCCCGGCCCGGCGCCCCUGUCCUGCCGGUGGCCCUCUCGUCCUCGGAGCUCGGUAUCCCGGGCGUUCACUUGGUCCAGGAGUUCGUCACUGCCGCCGAGGAACAGGAACUUCUUGCAGCUGUCGACAGUAGGCCGUGGAAAAGGUUGGCGAAAAGACGAGUUCAGCAUUACGGUUACGAGUUUCUGUAUGAAACUAGGAAUGUUGAUUCGAAGCAGUUCUUGGGUGAGUUGCCAUCUUUUGUUUCGAAAGUCCUCGAUAAAAUUGGGGCAUUCCCAGGUGUGAAGAAUUGUACUAGCAAACUGGUUGAUCAAUUGACAGUAAAUGAAUAUCCUUGUGGUGUAGGUUUGUCUCCACACAUAGACACACACUCGGCAUUUGAAGAAAUGAUUCUUAGCCUUUCUUUAGCUGGAUCUUGCAUUAUGGAGUUCAGACAAUAUCCUAAAGGCAGUUGGCGUGCUCCUCCAAGUAUAGGCAAUGGGACUGAUGAAGUUAGCAUCCAAGAUCCGCAGUGCAUAAGAAAAGCUAUAUUUCUACCUCCUCGGUCGAUGUUACUUAUGUCUGGAGAAGGCCGAUAUGCUUGGCAUCACUAUAUACCACACCAUAAGAUUGAUGAUGUGGCUGGACAAGUCAUUAAAAGAAAUUCACGUCGUGUUUCCUUCACUUUUCGAAAGGUGAGAAUGGAUCUUUGUGACUGUGAAUACAGGCAAUUUUGUGAUUCUCAGAGCAAGUAAGAUAUCAAGAUGGGCUCACGGUUUAGAUCUUGAGCAUUCACUAUCACAGGCUGGUGUCUGAUGACGAUGUUUGAUUCUACAGUCUGACCAACCAAAGAAACCCAGUUGAAGCGUUAGAUAUUUAAGGCUUUGAGCAAACCAAUGGAUAGAGUGUCACUGUACUGAAUCAUCUGUCGGCAACUUCUAUAUCUUGUAGCUGACUAAUUUUGACACUGAAAUUCUGAAAUGUAGUAUGUAGAUUGCCAUCCUGAUGCCCGACUUAUUUAAUUGAGAUUUUUUUUGUUUCAUUUGUAUGGCACAGUGCUCUCCAUUUGAUCCUCAAAUUAUCGAUGUCAUACUUUCACUCCUGGGAUCUA